Molecule: messenger RNA, 1347 nt
Organism: Oryza sativa Japonica Group (Japanese rice)
Lineage: Eukaryota; Viridiplantae; Streptophyta; Magnoliopsida; Poales; Poaceae
Source: RefSeq, a predicted model, not a curated record
GCAGCGUGUACUGUGCGUCCAGGCACCUACCUGACAGCGACCUCCGCCCCUCCGGCCCCUCUCUCUCCGUCUAGCUAAUUCGUUGAUCGAGCUCAUCUGCAUUUCUGAGCUGGCUUUGCUUGCUUGCUCCUCCCCUUUUAUACCAGCUCAUUGGGAGCUCGGCUAGCUUAAUUCUCCUCUUCUCAGCCUUUCCAACCUCAGCUAGAGCUACCAUGGCGAAGCAGUCGUGCUGCCACAAGAAGAAGCUGAGGAGGGGGCUGUGGUCGCCGGAGGAGGACGAGAAGCUCAUGAAUCACAUCGCCAAGUAUGGCCACGGUUGCUGGAGCUCCGUCCCCAAGCUUGCAGGACUGGAGAGAUGCGGCAAGAGCUGCAGGUUGAGGUGGAUAAACUACCUGAGGCCAGACCUCAAGAGGGGCACCUUCUCCCAGGAGGAGGAAGACCUCAUCAUUCAGCUGCAUUCCAUGCUUGGCAACAAGUGGUCGCAGAUCGCGGCGCAGCUGCCGGGGCGGACCGACAACGAGGUCAAGAACUUCUGGAACUCGUACAUCAAGAAGAAGCUCAGGGACCGCGGCAUCGACCCCGCCACCCACAAGCCGCUCGCUGCCGACUCCUCCGCGACGCCCACGAACACGACGGCGGCGGCGGCGUCGAGGUCGACGGCCACCUGCCGCGCGGUGUUCAGCGACGCCGAGCUGCAGAUACCGACGGCGGCGGCCGUGCAGCAGCAGCAGCAGGCGCCGCUCGUCGGCGCAAUGCAGCUGGUCGACGGCAUCAAGAUGCCGCUCGACGACUACUGGCCUGCGGCGGCGGCGGCGGCGGCGCCCUCGUCGUCGACGACGACGUUCUCGGCCUACCACCACGCGCUGAGCAUGCAGCAGCAGGCCGCGGCCGGAUGCGGCGCCGCCGCCGCCUUCGACAUGGACGCGCUGUCGCACUGCGGCGUCGUCGUCGCCCCCUCGGCGUCUAGCUCCAGCACGCUCACCUCCAUGGCCGGCCUCAGCCCCGCCGCGGCCGACGCCGCCGAGCAGAGCGCCAACGUCGCCGCCGCCGCCGCCGCCACCACCACCAACCUGCCGUGGCUGGACCUGGGGCACGCCAACCCCAUCGCGACGAUGGACCACUACGCCGGCGUGCUGGACGAGCUCCGGUGGUCCGACUACUUCGACGGCGCAUACCAAGCAGCGACGACGGCCACCCAAGGCGGCGCCCUUCAAGGGCAGUGCCUCUACGACGGCGGCGGCGGCGGCGGCAAGGACGUCGACGAUGCAGUCCAAUUCGUGGACGUCCAUAGCCUAAGCAACUGGUGCUAAUUACACAUCGGUAACCUAAUCCAUCAACAAACCAACC